This is a messenger RNA of Colletotrichum truncatum, 969 nucleotides long. The record is from RefSeq and is a predicted model, not a curated record. NCBI's taxonomy places the organism in Eukaryota, Fungi, Ascomycota, Sordariomycetes, Glomerellales, Glomerellaceae.
AUGGACAAGCCCGUCAUAUUGCCGGGAACCAGCGUCGCGGUGCCUCGGAUAGGCUUGGGCGUGUACCAGCUCAGGGGAGAAGAAUGUACAAGUGCAUGCCUCGCGGCUCUGGAGGCAGGCUAUCGACACUUUGACACGGCGCAACUAUACGGCAAUGAAGCGGAAGUUGGCAGAGCCGUGAGGGAUUAUCUCGCGCAGGCGAACCUCGAACGACAAGACAUACACGUGACGACCAAAAUCGGGCGUUAUUCGGGGGAUGCGGGCAAGACGUACCGGAGCGCAUUGCGCAGCGUAGAACGCAUCGCCGGCGUGGAUGGGUUCGUCGAUUUGUUCCUCGUACACAGGCCCGUGGAGAAGCGGAAGGAGAUGUGGCUCGCGUUGGAGCGGUUGUUGGAGGAGGGCAGGACGAGAGCGAUCGGGGUGAGCAACUUCAGGAUCGAACAUUUGGAGGAGAUGAAAGGGUACGCGAGGGUUUGGCCGCCGGUCGUGAACCAGAUUGAGAUUCAUCCGUGGUGUCAGCAGAGAGAGCUAGUUGAAUAUUGUCGACGGCAUGGAAUCGUUGUGCAGGCGUAUAGCCCGCUUGCUAGAGGCCAUAAAAUGUCAGAUCCGGUAUUGGCACGGGUCGUUGAACGGGUGCGCCGGCGGGUUCCGUUUAGUAUCCAAGGAGGGGCCGGAGGCGGCGGGGUGGAGGAGGUGGGCCUUGGGAGCGUAGAGGUUGUUGGAAAGACGGAGAAACGGUCGGCCACAGCAACGGCGGCUACGACGACGGUACCAGUAACAGUGGCGCAGGUGUUGGUGCGGUGGUGUCUACAAAAGGGCUACAUCCCGUUGCCCAAGAGCGGCAACCCGGAGAGGAUCGGAGAAAAUAUCAACGUAUUCAUGUUUGAACUCGACAGUGAAGAAAUGGAGCUUCUCGAUGGGCUGGACAUGGGAGCUCAGGGGGCUCUAUUUCCCGCCAACGUAAGUUGA